AUGAGCGCGCGUCGAAGAACGCUUGGAACUUGGCGUGCCUUUACCCUAGGAACGACUUCUUGUCGUUGCGUGCAACCAAAAAAGCCUCUUCUUGUAGGUAACCGGCGCGGCUUCUGGCAAGAGCACAAGCGGCGGCGGCAGAGGCGGCGUUGGACGAGUUCCGGACGAAGGCAAGUUGGAGAAGUUGGGGAAGAUGGGGGGAAGGGCAGAGCUGGUAGUGCGGUGGACUGUCGCUCAGACAGAGGACUUGUCAUCAUCCUUCGGCCAAGCACAGGCCAGGAAGCACGCACGUUCUUCGGCCACCUCGAUGCACCGUUCUGCCUGUUCGCCCUGUUUUCCCGCGCAAAGUCGCCUCAUCAGCACACGCACAUCACUCGUGCUCGAUGCCUAGUCUAUUUCUAUUGUGUCUCUGCUUCGGAUCUUCUGGGCUUAUUUAAACUUCCGUAA
Fomitiporia mediterranea MF3/22 is the source of this 447-nucleotide messenger RNA. RefSeq lists its product as uncharacterized. The record is from RefSeq and is a predicted model, not a curated record. The coding region runs from base 1 to 447 and encodes 148 amino acids. The transcript has 3 exons. Lineage: Eukaryota; Fungi; Basidiomycota; Agaricomycetes; Hymenochaetales; Hymenochaetaceae.